This is a messenger RNA of Schistocerca nitens (vagrant locust), 1586 nucleotides long. RefSeq lists its product as uncharacterized. The record is from RefSeq and is a predicted model, not a curated record. NCBI's taxonomy places the organism in Eukaryota, Metazoa, Arthropoda, Insecta, Orthoptera, Acrididae. The transcript has 5 exons. The coding region runs from base 1 to 879 and encodes 292 amino acids.
AUGCAUAUGCACCGAAAACAACGUGUCCGGCUGAAAUCCCGCAGGAGUUUCAUUGAAACUACUGAAGAGCUCGCCACCAAGCCCGCCGCAAGGCGGCUAUCUCUUUGGGAAGAAAUGAAAAAGACGUUUGGCACCUUAACUCAUACUCACCACAGUAACUGUUAUCAGAAACUAUACUCUUGCGGCAGUGAGACGCGAUCAUAUUCCCAAGAGCAUGCUACAGAGUUAAACAUCGACAGAUCAUUUGUGGCAGAGAUACCUAUCUUUCGGAAGUGUGCUGAAUUUGUGCAGAUGGUGUUGUUAAGUUGGCGAGUGUGUAAAUAUGAUAAGGACUGGCAGUGGUCAACAUAUCCACCUCCGACCAAGCAGUUUCAUCAACAUCCUCAUGGGAGAGAAGCAGAAUUAUUAUCAGCUAAAGAAUCAAGCAAGUGGCUUCAGCAAGAUCGUUCCUCCCACUCAUUCCUUCGAUUGUCUUCAGAAUCUGCUACAAAGUGCUUGACAGAAAAUAACUUUCAGAACUUGGAGACAAAUUUAUACAGUGGGAUGAAUUCAAAUUUUGCAAAACCAACAGGAAAUACAGCAUUUCAGCAGUCUGAUGACAUCAGUAAUAAGGAACCUGUAUUCAGCAACAACUUCAAUAGCGCAACAAAUCAACAACCUGCUAAUUUACAGCUAUUUACAUUCCAGGAUUUUCCUCCAUCAUUCCCUUGUCCAACUUGUGGCAAUGUGUAUCGUUACAAAUCAUCCUUGGCCAGACAUGUAAGGCUAGAAUGUGGGAAAAAUCCUCAAUUUCAUUGCCCAUAUUGCCCACACGAAACAAAACAUAAAAGCAGUUUGUUGAGUCAUAUAGAAAGUAGGCACAGGCAGGAGAAAAUGUAGGUCACAUGUAUAGAAUAAGUUAUUCAGAAUAUCAGGUUAUUACACAUAAUCAGUCAGUGAAGGUAGGUGAUGUGUAAGAAACACUACAGGAACCAUCCAGACAGCUUUACUUUUUUUUCAUAUGAGUAUGUCUUUAUCUUCACAUUUACAUGAAAUACACUGAGAUCUGAAAAUUGUUAGUUUGUUUUCUCAACAAUCUAAGUGCGUUUGUCCAUAUACAAAGUGCCUGCCAUGUGAAAGCAUAGUUCAACUUUGGAAAGUCAGAGCUUAAAAAAAGGGGAUGAAAUUUAGACAUUUGCCAACAUUAAAACUGUUGUUGUACUUUUAGUGAGUGUCAAAUUUCCAACAAUGAAAGAAUGGCAUGUGACAUUAUAAGAGUGAACUAGUACUCAUCUGAGGGAAAUGAUAUCAUUUUUUCAGUCUGCAAACAUUUGUGCCAGGAAGCCAUUCAUGAAUGGUGUGAGGAAGGAGUAUGAUUGAUAGAUGGUUGGUCUUGAAUACACACUUUGACUGAGACUAAAGGAAGCCUGUCAUAAAGUGUUAUCAGAUGGCUGUAGCUUUCAUGGCAAAUUAUUUACAAGGAUGUGAUAAAGAAAACUUUCAGGUAAUGAUACAUUAAAUGAUGUGGAGGAUUAUGCAGACUCCACUUCAGAAAAUAAUUCUUUAGAUAAAACAUAAUUCUUAUUCCCUCUUUUAAUAUUUUUUUU